UAUCAUCUGCAGCCACGGGAUUGGGAUUAUAUAUACCGCCCACAAAACACUAUCAGUCAAGUGGACGGCUUAAUCACACACACACACACACAAAUACAAAGGUGCUACUUUGUUAACCUAGGUUGGAGGGCAAGAGGAGUAAAACCCGACUGGUGCAGUAGUGUCAGGUGCUCAUCACAGCUCCAGUGAACUGGCUGCAGGAGGCACAGCACACAAAGAACUUGAAGGCUGAUGGAGGGAUGUUGACAGGGAAGCUGAUUAGUUUCAAAUAACCUACAAUGAAGAUGGAUAUGAGAAAUAUCUUGACCGUCACUCUUUUCCUGGCUUUGUGUGUUUCAACUUCUCUAUCUCAAAAGAGAAAAAAGCACAAGAAACUAAAAGAUCCAGAGGCUCCAUCAUGGAAGUCGAAUUCCAAGCCAGCCAAGAAAGAGAUGUAUGAGUCUAUUAACGAGGGCCAGUCUAUAAAACUGGACUGUAACGCAAAGGGGCGACCCAAACCAAAAAUACACUGGAGGAAGAAUGGAGAAAAACUUCAUAUGGAUGGAGCGCGUAUAAAGGCUAGAAAAUACGAAUUGAAGCUGCACGAGCUAGCAGGAUCAGAUAGUGGAAACUACACUUGCAUUGUUAAAAAUAGCCAGGGACAACUGCAGUACACAUUUAUUGUUGACGUGGCAGUAAAGAUCUGGCCACUGGAGGUGGAAGGUCCGAGCAAUCUGACGGUUCCCGAAGGACAAACGGUGAAGUUCCGGUGUCGGGUUCUGAAUGACCCCGAGGCCACUAUAAGAUGGCUGAAGAGGAAGCCAAUAUCGGCAGACAUUCUCAACAAGAAGAAGCCUGAUUUUAUAGAAACUUCUGGGAAAGAAGACCCGGAACUGAUGGUUAUUAAGAAUGUGAAGGUUAAAGACGCGGGCCAGUACACGUGCCUGGCUGGCAAUCUGUGGGGGCUCAAGUACAUGGAUGCCUGGCUGACUGUCAUUCCAACGGGAAACAGUCCCACAGUGUCCCUGCAGACUGUGAGACCCACCACAAUGCCUGUGACGACACCGAAACCAAGACGGAGACAUACGACAGCACCGUCUAUCUGGAACUGGACAAACCCACCACCCAGACAGACGACGUUCAUCUGGAAUCCUUACCCCACACACAAACCUUCACGAGGCGGUAAAAACCAUGACCAUGGUGGACGCAAACGAAAACCUCCAAGGAGGAAAGAUAAGAAAACGACAGUACCUUCUUUUGGUACGACGACAACAACGGAAAUGUUCGAAUUUCAGACGAUACGGAGAGUUGAGACGGGUCGCGACCGAGAUAUGUACGAUCCUCGCCUCAAGGAGAACAACCCAAGACUAAAGAAUGAAGACCCACGUGACAAGAAGCCGAAGUCGAAAGAUGGCGAAGGUAAAGAGGGUAAAGGAAAGAAGAACAAAGAGGGGAAGAAUACGAAGGCCACGGGGCUCGAGGAACGAAACACCAAAGGGAUGAUCAGUCUGUGGACCAUCUACACGAUCGUUGGAGCCAUCGCAGGAGUCAUUCUCCUACUGGGACUGAUUGCUAUAACGGUGGCACUGUGUUGCAGAAAGGACAGCAAUGGGGUGUACAAAUCCACCAGAGUGUAGUGUGAUGGGUAAUCCAUACAAUGUGGAAGGAGAUGUUAAAUCCACAUAUACAGAUAUUUACAUAUGUAUGUGGGUUUUUCUAUGGCACUGAAGUGUGUAGCUGGGUGCUACAGAGUGAAAAGGAGGUCAUGACUAUUUUCACAACCAUUCAAGUUAACAAGUUUGUGUAAUUUGUUGUAUCCAGGGUUGUGUAACAUGCUGAUAAAUGACUUCUUAAUUAAGCAUUCUCAUUACAUAAAAGAAACUUACAUACAAUUCGAGUGUAAAUUCAUUGUGUUUUUGUUAUGUUACUUUUCAUGUUUUUUUUGUUUUUUUCUACAAUAUUGUUGCCAUGAGAGAUCCAUUUGCAUUAUACUUAAAAUAUUGAAAAUGUACAGUUUCAUCAUGUGUAUGCAAAAUGUGAUGUUUAUUUUCAAAGAAUAGACAUAAAACUUACAAAAGCACAGUU
Messenger RNA from Gigantopelta aegis, 2064 nucleotides. Its product is annotated as fibroblast growth factor receptor-like 1. The transcript is spliced from 8 exons. Gene Ontology annotation, cellular component: plasma membrane. Bases 279 to 1616 code for a protein of 445 amino acids. The record is from RefSeq and is a predicted model, not a curated record. Gene Ontology annotation, molecular function: protein binding. NCBI's taxonomy places the organism in Eukaryota, Metazoa, Mollusca, Gastropoda, Neomphalida, Peltospiridae. Gene Ontology annotation, biological process: cell adhesion; axon guidance.